This is a messenger RNA of Penicillium salamii, 1233 nucleotides long. Lineage: Eukaryota; Fungi; Ascomycota; Eurotiomycetes; Eurotiales; Aspergillaceae. The record is from the annotation of a GenBank genome assembly.
AUGGCAAUAAUGGGUUCAACAUUCCUUUCACUGGCUGAUACGAAUUCCAGUAAAGUCUCUCAGUCUUUCCAAAUUGUCGGCCAUUUCAUCGCAUCUUUGUUACCUCUGAUCUAUCUCUUCAGUGUCAGUUCUAUCUUCUUUGACAUCGUUCAUUACCAGCUUCACCAAUGCACUCGAUCCUCCCAUCCUUUCCUCCGACGCCUCGAACGCAUCCACCACUUCCACCACCUUUAUUACAAUCGAAAAAUGAAGUUUGAUCAACGUUAUUUGCGGCAGAAUCAGUUCCAGGCGUUGCCUCUUGAAUUGGGAUUUCAGAUCAUUGGAAGCUGCCUGGGAUACAUGCUCGCUGUUUUAGUGGUGCCCAAUGCCGAGGCAUGGAUAACUGAAGUCCAUCUCUGGGCUUUGAUGGGCAUGCAAAUUCUAAGGUCGACCUUUGUCAUUUGCACUAGUGGGCGCGAUUCAAAUCACCUCACAUACCACAGAGCGCCUAAGGAUCCGAACUGGAUAUUUGUAGGCCCUGAAUUCCACUGCCUUCAUCAUGUAUAUCCCAAGCGAUAUAUGAGUUCUUUCAUCAAAUGUUUCGACUGGGUAUGGGGCACUGCGUCUUCAUUGCGCACCAAAAGAUUUGUCCUUACAGGCGGAAGCGGCGCUUUUGGUCAAGCCAUGAUCGCCGAGCUGAGACGUGAAGGAGUGCAAAGCAUCCAUACCUUGAAAUUUGGAUCGGAUUGGAACAAUAAUGAUUUUGAGGGAGCGAUCUCGGCCUUUUCAAGGAGUGAUGUCCUUAUCCUGGCUCACGGCUCAAAAGGUCAGAGUGCGGUAGAGUCAAAUUGCGAUUCAUCCGUUGAGCUCGUUCGUUUGUUCAAGCAGCACAGCCAGGCUAAAGAACUUCACUCGACGCUACCGGAGGUUUGGUACGUCGGAAGUGAGAUUGAACUUCAUCCGUCCUGGGGAAAUACUGAGUUGCAACGGUACUCCGCUUCAAAGCGAAAAUUUCUUCCACACGCUAGGUCCUUUUUCGAUGACCCUGAGAUAUUGUAUCGUCAUAUCGUGCCGUCAUCCUUCAGCUCGUCUAUGGGAUGGGCUAUCGUUUCAGCAACAUGGACAGCUAAGGUGACGAUGUGGUGGAUUCACCGCGGGGCCCGAUAUAUUCCGGCAACAUAUACUGGGAUUGCAUACCUCAACUAUCUCAAGCUUAUGUGGUGGGUUCCUUAUGCGCAGCAGAUGCCCAGGUAG